Messenger RNA from Pistacia vera, 3513 nucleotides. RefSeq names its product LRR receptor-like serine/threonine-protein kinase RCH1. The record is from RefSeq and is a predicted model, not a curated record. Gene Ontology annotation, molecular function: ATP binding; protein kinase activity; protein binding. The coding region runs from base 1 to 3492 and encodes 1163 amino acids. Gene Ontology annotation, cellular component: plasma membrane. The transcript has 2 exons. Gene Ontology annotation, biological process: protein phosphorylation; hormone-mediated signaling pathway. Lineage: Eukaryota; Viridiplantae; Streptophyta; Magnoliopsida; Sapindales; Anacardiaceae.
AUGCAAAACCAAGAAAGAGUGGUUUGGGAUUUGAAGCAAUUGCCAAUGCCAAUGCCAAUGCCGAUGCCGAGACAACUCUUCAACAAACACCACCACAAUCCAAUGCUAAGCCAAUCUUUCAACAUCCUCCACCACCACCACUAUCCUUUUUUCCUCCGUCUUCUCAUUUCUCUUUUACUAUCUGUUAAUGCUUUUGCAGUGAAUAUUGAAGUUCUUACGCUAGUUUCUUGGCUUAACAACUCUCACUCACUACCUUCACCUUUCUCGACAUGGAAACUUUCAGAUUCCAAUCCUUGCAAAUGGUCUUACAUUACUUGUUCUUCCCAAAACUUUGUCACUGAAAUCAAUAUCCAGUCAGUUGAGCUAGAACUUCCCUUCCCUUCAAAUUUCUCCUCUCUUCCCUUCCUCCAAAAGCUUACCAUUUCUGGUUCUAAUCUCACUGGAGCAAUCUCACCUGAUGUAGGAGACUGUACUCAACUGACAGUUUUAGAUUUUAGUUCAAGCAGUCUUGUUGGUAGCAUUCCUACGAGCAUAGGGAAGCUCCUUAAUCUUCAGGACUUGAUUUUAAACUCCAAUCAGCUUACGGGUGAGAUACCAAAAGAGCUUGGUGGUUGCAAAAACCUCAAGAAUCUCAUAAUAUUCGACAAUUACUUAAGCGGGAAUAUUCCAGUUGAACUAGGCAAACUGGUUAAUUUAGAAGUUAUACGAGCUGGAGGAAACAAAGACAUUGCAGGAAAAAUCCCGGAUGAGCUUGGAGACUGCCAGAAUUUGAUGGUGCUUGGUCUUGCUGAUACUAAAGUUGCCGGUUCCUUACCUGCUUCAUUGGGUAAACUAAGCAAGCUUCAGACACUAUCAGUAUAUACUACAAUGCUAUCUGGUGAGAUACCCCCUGAAAUAGGCAACUGCUCAGAGCUUGUUGUGUUGUUUCUCUAUGAGAAUGAUCUCUCAGGUUCACUCCCACGAGAGCUGGGCAAGCUACUAAAGCUGGAGAAACUGUUACUAUGGCAAAACAACUUUGAUGGGCCAAUUCCUGAGGAAAUAGGUAACUGUAAAAGAUUGAAGACUAUCGAUCUCUCUUUAAAUUUUUUCUCUGGAAGCAUACCCCAGUCUUUUGGAAAUCUCUCAAAUCUCCAAGAGCUUAUGUUAAGUAACAAUAACAUCUCCGGUUCAAUCCCCCCAGUUCUUUCAAAUGCCACAAGCCUAUUACAGUUGCAGCUUGAUACCAAUCAGAUAUCGGGUUCUAUUCCAGCAGAGCUUGGGAUGUUAACACAGCUACAAGUCUUCUUUGCUUGGCAAAAUAAGCUUGAAGGAAGCGUUCCAUCGUCAUUAGCUAGUUGCAGGAGUCUUGAAGCUCUAGAUUUGUCACACAAUGCACUCACUGGCAGCUUACCUCCUGGCCUCUUUCAGCUUCAAAAUUUAACAAAGUUGCUCUUAAUUUCUAAUGGCAUUUCAGGCUCGAUCCCUCCAGAGAUUGGCAAUUGCAGUUCUCUUCUACGGCUUCGGCUUGUAAGCAAUAGAAUCCGUGGAGAGAUUCCAAAAGAAAUUGGGUUCCUCAAUAACCUUAGUUUCCUUGACCUGUCUGAAAAUCAUCUUGUUGGAUCAGUGCCAGAUGAGAUUGGCAAUUGCACUCAAUUGCAGAUGUUGAACCUCAGCAACAACACCCUUGGAGGUACUUUACCUAGCUCUUUAGCUUCACUCAGUAGGCUUCAGGUGCUAGAUGUUUCAGUAAAUCAAUUUUCAGGUCACAUUCCUGAAAGUUUUGGACAACUUACAUCACUUAAUAGACUCAUCCUUUGUAGCAACUCCCUCUCUGGAGCAAUCCCCUUUUCUCUAGGUCGUUGUUCAAGUCUUCAAUCACUUGAUCUUAGCAGCAAUGACCUCUUGGGCAUGAUCCCAGUUGAAAUGUUUGAAAUUCAAGCUCUCGACAUUUCUCUAAAUUUGAGUUGGAAUGCACUGUCAGGGAUAAUUCCACCUCAGAUUUCUGCUCUCAACAAACUAUCCACAUUAGACCUUUCACACAAUAAGCUUGGAGGUGACUUGUUUGCACUUUCUGGGCUUGACAACCUUGUUUCUUUAAACAUCUCUUACAACAAUUUCAGUGGCUAUCUUCCGGACAGUAAACUCUUUCGACAAUUAUCAGCAACAGAGCUGGCAGGAAACCAGGGGUUGUGCUCUACUGGCCACGAGUCAUGUUUCCUGAGCAAUGCCACAACUGCAGGAAUGCUGAAUAGUGGCAGUUUUAGGAAGUCACAAAGACUCAAAAUUGCCAUUGCUUCACUUAUUACCUUGACCGUAACAUUGGCAAUCUUUGGGGCUCUUGCAAUUUUUCGAGCCAGGAAAAUGGUAGGAGAUGAUAAUGACUCAGAGAUGGGAGGCAAUUCGUGGCCUUGGCAAUUCACUCCAUUCCAGAAGCUGAAUUUCUCAGUUGAACAAGUCUUGAAAUGUCUAGUUGAAGACAACGUUAUUGGAAAGGGAUGUUCAGGAAUUGUUUAUCGUGCAGAAACAGAAAACGGAGAAGUCAUAGCGGUUAAAAAGCUCUGGCCAACAACAAUGGCUGCUGGAUAUGAUUGUCAAAAUAAUAAAACUGGAAUUGGUGGAGUUCGUGAUUCCUUUUCAGCUGAGAUAAAGACCCUUGGCUCUAUCCGCCAUAAGAACAUUGUUAGGUUCUUGGGUUGCUGUUGGAAUAGAAAUACAAGAUUACUCAUGUACGAUUAUAUGCCCAAUGGGAGCUUGGGUUUUCUUCUUCAUGAAAGGAGGGAUAGCUGCUUGGAAUGGGAGUUGAGAUAUCGGAUAGGAUUGGGCGCUGCUCAGGGUUUGGCUUAUUUACACCACGACUGUGUGCCUCCCAUUGUUCACAGGGAUAUCAAGGCCAACAACAUCCUCAUCGGUCCUGAAUUUGAACCUUAUAUUGCUGAUUUUGGGCUUGCCAAGCUUGUUGAUGAGGGAGAUUUUGCUCGGUCUUCUAACACUGUUGCUGGGUCUUACGGUUACAUUGCUCCUGAAUAUGGUUACAUGAUGAAGAUAACAGAAAAGAGUGAUGUAUAUGGCUAUGGAGUUGUUGUGUUGGAAGUGCUAACAGGGAAGCAACCAAUUGAUCCUACCAUACCUGAUGGGCUUCACAUUGUGGAUUGGGUGAGGCAGAAGAGAGGUGGAGUAGAAGUUCUUGAUCCGAGUUUACGGGCACGCCCAGAAGUUGAAAUACAGGAAAUGUUGCAGACUUUAGGAGUAGCUUUGCUGUGUGUAAAUCCUAGCCCAGAUGAUAGGCCUACAAUGAAAGAUGUAGCAGCCAUGCUGAAGGAGAUUAGGCAGGAGCGGGAGGAGUGUCUGAAAGUUGAUAUGCUUCUCCAGGGUUCUUCAACAAAUGGUCAACAAGAUAAUAACUCAUCUUCAACAAUGAUGCCUAAAUCAUUUCUCCUUAGCAACAAUACAAGCUUUUCUGCAUCUUCAUUGUUAUACUCUUCAUCCUCCAACUCCAAGGCAACUUUCAAAUAGUUACUUUUAUUUUAUUCUUUU